UCCCAAACGGCGGCUCAAAGACUCCUCCUGUACACUGUAAGCGCACAAUAGCACAGUCCGCCAGGUCAGCAAACCGGUUUAAUCCUUACUCUUCUGACACGUGUCAGUUGACCGAACCCAUCUUAUUGUGGCUCGCUCGAGCCUAGCAGGUCCUCGGUGCACCACACGGUUCAGGUUCGCUCUCUUCCUCGUCUUUUGGAAAAUUAAUAAAAAGGGGAAAAGAAAAAAAAUUAAAAAGAAAACAAAACGAAGUUGGAAUUGUCCAAUUGAGUCCACACUCCUUCUCCCCCCCUCUCUCUCCCUCUAAAAUUUACAUUUCUAAAAAAGAACACCUUCUCUCUCUAAAAAGAGCUCUCUUUUAAUAAAUGGCAUUUAAAACAACCCUAAUAUCAGCUCGCCGCCUUUCUUAUUUCGAGUAAAAAGACCUUAACUGCUGAAUCACCUGUAAGGUUUCACUUCUUUUUCUUUUCCUAAUUUGGUGAUUGCACCAUUUAUUUAUAUACGCGCAUAAUUUUUUUUUUCGAGACUUCAUUCUGAUUUUGUGUUUUAGAUUGAUUUUGAAGUCAAUUGCUUCUCUUUAUUUGGUCGCUCAGAAAUUUGAGGAAGUGUGUGGAAAUUUCAAGUCCUUUCUAAUUCCCAAGUAAUAGAAGAAUUUGAGAUUUUAGCUUUGAUUGUGGGUUAUGGACUUUGAUUAAAUAUUUGCUUUGGAAAUUAAUGAAUGAAAAUUGGGGAUUUAUGUAGUUUAUUAUGGAACUGUUAUUGUUUUGUACGUUCCUUAUGAAUAAAUGGUUUGUGUAGAUUGCUAUUGAAUUCAAGUUGUGAGUAUUGCAAAAAACUUUGAAGUUAUCAAGAGUAAGGAAGGAUGUGGGAUGGCUUGGGGUUUCAGAGUUUAGCAAGUAUUUAUUAUCAUCAUUUUUCUAACUAAAAUCAUACUUUGGAGGGAUUACUAAAGGAUUUGAAUUUUCAAAAUUUUUUAGUGGGUUUGUCUUUUAUUGGGCGUGUUCUGGUGUGUCUCCUUAGUGGAAAUGGCAGAUGAUGGUAUCAGGGUUGGUGGUGGAAUUUCAGCUGGUUUGGCUGUUAUAUUGAAUGGUGAGGAUGGGAAGGAGAGUUCGUCUAAAACCCGUCUUGUUUCGUAUUGUGAUGAUUUUGGUAACCAGCCUGUGGAGCGAGCUCUUGAGUAUGUUUUUGGUCUACCCAAUAAAUUGCUCAGUCCAUUGACUGCUUCUGUUGACAAUAAUUUAGUUCGAUCUAUCAUUAAGAAUGAGUUCCAGAAGGUUCAUGUGAAAUCUGAUACUUUGGGUAGUGAUAGGGAUGGAAUUUGUAUUUUCGAUAAUGGCUGUCGACCUCAUAAAGUUGGGCUUGAAGAAUUAAGCAUUUGUGGUGAUAUUAGAAUCAUUAAGCCACCUUUUGUUCUAGAGAGUUUAGCAAUGUUCAGCAGUACCAGGGCUAAUGUUUGCGUUUGGGAAGGCAAAUGGAUGUAUGAAGUUAUAUUAGCAACUUCUGGUGUGCAACAGCUUGGAUGGGCAACUGUUUCUUGCCCUUUCACUGACCAUAAGGGUGUAGGUGAUGCUGAUGAUUCUUAUGCAUUUGAUGGGAAGAGAGUUAGAAAGUGGAACAAGGACGCUGAGCCAUAUGGCCAAUCAUGGGUUGUUGGUGAUGUCAUUGGGUGUUGUAUUGAUCUGGAUCAGGAUAAGAUAUUGUUCUAUAGAAAUGGUGUAUCUCUUGGAGUUGCUUUUUGUGGUAUACGCAAGAUGGGACCUGGAUUUGGGUAUCACCCUGCAAUAUCUCUCUCUCAAGGCGAAAGGUGCGAAUUAAAUUUCGGAGGUCGGCCCUUUAAAUACCCCAUUCAGGGCUUUCUUCCGCUUCAAGAACCUCCUGCUGUAAAUCUUUUGGCUACUGAGUUGCUCCGAGCCUUGUCUAGGUUGUCAGAGAUGUAUUGUAUGGAGAGGGCUGAUAGUUCUAUAGUUGGGAAGUUUAGAAGAUUGAAGAGAUUUGUUUCACUUGAGGAACUGUUUUAUCCUGUUUGUCGGGGGAUAUGUGAGGAAUUAUUCUUUCUACUUGACUCAGAUGCAGGGCGGACUGAGUAUGUAGCAUGGGGUCCGCUUCUUUCAUUCAUGAUGGAGAUCUUCAGAGUUCAACCACCACAUGGCUAUUCGAGUUUGGAUAGAUUUAUUGAUAUCCUUCUAGAGUUUCAGGAAUCGCAUCUGAUGUUUGAGUGUGUCAUUAAUGCCCUUUCAUGUGGCUGCAAAACAACAUCCUUGGUGUUAACUGAAUGCCCAUACUCAGGUUCUUAUACUUAUCUUGCGUUGGCAUGCUAUAUUUUAAGACGUGAAGAAUUAAUGGGUCUCUGGUGGAAGUUGCCAGAUUUUGAAUUCUUGUUUGAAGGUUUUCUAUCACAAAAGAGCCUUAACAAGCAGGAUCUUCACUGCUUGAUGCCUUCUGUUUGGUGGCCUGGUUCAUGCGAAGAUAUUUCCUAUGAAUCUAGCAUGUUGUUGACGACUACAGCUUUAUCUGAAGCUGUCAGCAAGAUUGAGGAGAAGCAUAGGGACCUGUGUCUUCUGGUCAUACAGUUUGUACCACCUACGACACCUCCUCAGUUACCUGGUUCAGUUUUUAGGACAUUUCUACAAAAUCUUCUAUUGAAGAAGAGAGGUGCAGAUCGCAAUGUACCACCUCCUGGAGUUUCAAGCAACUCUGUUCUUGUUUCUUUGUACACAGUCAUACUUCAUUUUCUGUCGGAAGGAUUUGCUAUGAGGGACAUUUGUGGCUGGUUGAAGAGCUGUGAAACAAAUAAUUAUGAUGUUGGAUUUCUUCAUAGAGGUGGUGAGCAGAGUUUCCCUGUAGAUUUGUUUCUGAAAAAUGAUUCAUAUCGAACUGACAUUUCUAGGCUCGGGGGAUCAUUUAGUCAUCUAUCGAAAUCUCAUCCUGUAUAUGAUCAGGAAGUUGAAGCAGUCCGGUGGGAAGAAGGCUGUAUGGAUGAUGAAGAAAUCCGAGUAACUCAUAAAACUAUACAGAAACCCUGUUGUUGCUCAAGUUAUGAUGUUGAAUUGUCAAAAAUGUCGAAGCAUCAAACUAGAUACAUAUCCAAAGGUUCUCGUGUCCAUUGUACCCCUAUUCCAGAGAGGUCUACUCAUGUUGCUGCAGAAUGCAGCGCAGGAAGUUUGAAUGAUGAGAUUGCUGACAAGCCUAGUACUAGUGAUCAAUCAGAAUCGGAGUUCGGAUAUCACCCAAUGAGGGAUAUGAGAAUUGUGCCAAGAGAGAGUAAUAUGUCUUCAGAUACGCUUAGAGAAGAAGAACUUUUAGAUACUUUGCUAUUGCUGUAUCACAUAGGUGUUGCACCGAAUUUUAAACAGGCAUCGUACUACAUGUCUCAUCAGUCACAAUCUAUAUCACUUCUGGAUGAAACUGAUAAGCAAAUAAGAGAAAGAGGCUGUAGUGAACAAUUACGGCGUUUGAAGGAAGUUCGUAAUGAUUAUCGAGAAGAAGUAAUUGAUUGUGUCAGACAUUGUGCAUGGUAUCGUAUCUCCCUAUUCUCUCGUUGGAAGCAAAGAGGGAUGUAUGCGACGUGCAUGUGGAUAGUCCAACUGGUUCUCGUUCUUAGCAAAGUGGAUUCUUUAUUCAUUUAUAUUCCCGAAUUUUAUCUUGAAACUCUGGUUGACUGUUUCCAUGUGUUAAGAAAGAGUGAUCCUCCAUUUGUUCCUCCGGCAAUAUUUAUCAAGCAAGGACUUGCUUCAUUUGUCACUUUUGUAGUUAGCCACUUCAAUGAUCCAAGGAUAUUAAGUGCAGAUCUCAGGGAUCUUCUUCUCCAAUCUAUUUCAGUCCUAGUACAGUAUAAGGAAUAUUUGGCUGCUUUUGAGAGCAAUGAAGCAGCUAUACAGAGAAUGCCAAAAGCAUUACUGUCAGCAUUUGAUAACAGAUCUUGGAUUCCAGUCACCAACAUCCUUUUGCGGUUGUGCAAAGGUUCUCGCUUUGGUUCUUCAAAACAUGGAGAAUCAUCAUCAUCAUCCUCUGUUGUUUUCCAGAACUUGUUACGGGAAGCUUGCAUUAAUGAUGGUGAAUUGUUCUCAGCCUUCCUGAAUCGCCUAUUUAAUACACUUAGCUGGACAAUGACUGAAUUCUCCGUUUCAAUUCGAGAGAUGCAAGAAAAAUACCAGGUAUGUGCUGAACAUAGUUAUUGAAGGCGCAAGGUGCACAAAGGCGCAAAGGAUUCUUGAGCUUAGGCGCAAGGAGCAAGGCGCAGGCACAAGCGCGCACCUUACACACACAAGGCACAAAAAUAAAAAAGACAUUAAGAAAAAAAGAAAGUACUAGUACUCAAAACACACAGUGAUGGCAAAAAGCACACAUAAAACUUGACAAUAAAGGUUUCUAGAUCAAAAACACAUAAGCUUCCUAAUCCUAGAAAUACUGAAGUAGAAGUUCUUAAAACACUUGUCAAAGUGCAAUUUAUCCUCAUCGACAUCAAUAUUGUCUUUGUCGGCAUCAUCAAAUACAAGUUGACCACUUCCAAUUUUCUCGUCUAAUAUUCUCCAUCAUCUUCUUCAAAAUCAAUUUCUUCCUCAUCUCUAAGCCUAAAGAGUUUGACAGAGUAACAACUUAUUUUUUCUCUAUAAUAUAUGAAAUAAGUAAAAACAGCUUAUGUAGAGAAAGGAGAAGAAGAAAAGAAGAUUAACAAAGAGAGAGAGGAUUCAAGAAGAUGAGAAAAAAUGAUUACAUACGUUGAGUUUUGGAAGAGAUCAGUUCUUUGUCUUGAGCAGUUGGAGAUGGGCUUCUUUGUAUUCACACUUGAGCAGGUGGAAAUUGGAAGAGAUCUUGUCUUGAGCAGUUUGUCGAAGUAGAAUACUUUGUUUUAAACGGCUGCCCUAAAUCUUUUUUUUUUUACCUUCUUUUCUUUUUCUUUUAUUUGUUUUCUUUUAAUCAUUUUUGUCACAUUGCCUGCCUUUGUCUGGCUAAGGUGCAAGGGCAUGCGCCUGGUGUGCCUUACGCCUCAGGCGCGCCUUUAAUAACUAUGGUGUUGAACUGCAAAGAAGUUUCUUUUGCAUGGUGGAAAAGGAUUACUGUGCGAGGACGUGAACGCAUCCAGUUGUUGGAAUAUAGAAGAGGGUUUUAAUUUUUUUUUCUUAGACCAGCUAGGCUUUGUAGUUAAACAAUUCUCCUUAGUAAAGAAAAAGGCUUGACAUCUAACAUCCUGAUGGUUUUUCCAUGAUGCUUAUGGACUUAGUUCACUCGUCAGCUUUUGUUUCAUUCUUUAUGUCUAUGGUUAUAAUGCUUAACUGAUUCAGAUUUUCAAGAUCAUCAAAGCUAUUGGAGGGAAAAAAUAAUAAUCUAAUGACAAAUCAGACUUAAAAGUGGGGAUAGAAUCUGAAAAUCUCUAUUCUGUAUUGUAUAGUGUGUGUACGGGGGAGAGCUCUAAAAGUUCUUACAUAUUGACUGGUGUGGAAAUGUAAAUAGGAACCUUACCUGGUAUAUUAUGUAUAUAUUCAUGCAAGCUUGCAUUUUUGUAUGUGACAUUGGUUACUUUUCUUGGUUAUCUUGACUGCAUAUUGAUGGAAGUUGCUUGUCUCACUUCUGUGCGUUAUAUGUGUGGUUGACUCAGUAUUAUUGGAAAUGCAGACUCAAUUAUGGCAGUUAAUAACCAUCUAAUUGGGUAGAACCUUUUUUUCUGGGUCUUUUCUUCUCUCCUUUUUGACUUAA
Ricinus communis (castor bean) is the source of this 5694-nucleotide messenger RNA. RefSeq names its product E3 ubiquitin-protein ligase RKP. Bases 1026 to 4178 code for a protein of 1050 amino acids. The transcript is spliced from 8 exons. Gene Ontology annotation, cellular component: cytoplasm. Gene Ontology annotation, molecular function: protein binding; ubiquitin-protein transferase activity. The record is from RefSeq and is a predicted model, not a curated record. Lineage: Eukaryota; Viridiplantae; Streptophyta; Magnoliopsida; Malpighiales; Euphorbiaceae.